GCAGCAGCAGGCUCCGGCGUGGCCGAGGUUUCCAAGGCUACUGCAGCCACGCUGCCAGCUGGGACACGGCCGCUUUUGGGGUCGUUUUGUACAAUGUUUAGUGUUUGAGCUGGGAGAGCCACUCGUGGCUCGGGUUGUGUGUUGCGGGGGGGAAUUGCUGACUGAGGGCUUAUUUGUUUGGUGCAAGCCUUGCCAACAAUGCGAGCUUUCCUGAAGAGCUCGGGGGGGUGUUUCCAGCUGAAAUCCCACACCACGACCAUCGGGAGCCACAGAGGGGCCGACAUCGUCCUGCAGUCUGCAGGGGUCGCAGACCGCCAUGCAGCCCUGGAAUUCUCCGCCUCAGACAACAGCUUCAUCCUUCAUGACUUCAACUCCCCCCACGGCACCUUUGUCAACAGCUGCCAGGUCCAAAACGCGGCCGUCAGGGUGAGGCCGGGGGACAUCCUGAGCUUCGGCACUGCGGGAGCAUCCUUCGAGCUGGUGCUGGAUGGGGCUGCCCAGAUGCCCUGUCCUCCUAUGAAACGUCGCAUGGGGUGGAGUGGGCAGCUCCAGGUGGUUGCAGAGCCCAAACCCUGGACUGCUGCAUCUCCUCUGUGCCUGCCCUCGCUGCAGGGGCAGCUCCCCCCUGACUCCCUGGGCAGUGGGGCCCCCAGAGCCCCUGGCCACGGGCCCCAUCUGGUGCUGCCAAGGCGACCUGCGAGUGCCCGGGUCAAGAGCACAGCCAGUGCCACCUCUCUGGACACCUCCAGCAGGACCUCUGCAGUCAGGCCAGUCUCAGCCAGCUUCUCAGGUGAUGGUGCAAGCAGAGUGGGGAGAGCCCCUCCCCUGGGGCCUCACAAGGUGGAUCUCCUCCUGCAGGGGAAGGGUGAGAAGCUACUGGAGAAGGAAGUGGGUCACCUUUUUGGUUUGGAAACACAGUUAAAGGGGAAGGAUGUGGUGAUGAGAGACCUACAGGAGGAGAUCGCAGCCAUGGCAAAGAAACUGGCCCAGGCAGCAGUGAGGAACGAGGCUGAGCUGACCCAGGAGCUGCUCACCUUCAACCGAGAGCUGGGAGCUCAAACAGAGGAGAUCAAAGCCCUGAGGGAACAGAUCAAUGACCUGCAGAAAGGCUCAAACCAAGCCUUCAGCCAUUCCCUCCAUGAAAGAGACCUGGAGAUCGGGAGGCUGCGGAGGGAAAGUGAGAAGUUGAAGAGAGACCAGGCUUUGACUGCAGGUCUGGUGAGCAACCUGCAAAGAGAACUCCUGCAAAAGGAUCAGAAAAUCCAGCAACUUCAGCAAGAGACUGAAAAACUAAAUAAGGAAAACCAAGAGAAGGACAAUCAGCUGGCUGUGGUUUCAGCCAAGUGCUCAAGAAUUAAAGAAGAAACAAAGCAUGAACUCAGAGAGCAAGAGCUAAUCUCCUGCAGAAAUCGCAUCGAGGAGCUGGAGCAGGGGCUGCAGGGGCUGCAGGGGGAGAUCCGGAAGCAUGAGAGUGUCCAGAAGCAACUGGCUGAGAAAACCAAGGCGGAGGAGGAGCUGAAGGCAGCCUGGUCCCAGCAGGCGGGGCAGCUGCGGGAGAUGGGGCGCAGGGAGCGCCUGCUGCGGUCUGACGUGCAGAGAGCUGGGGAGCAGCUGGAGUCCUUCAAGACCCAAGUGAUGCAAGUCUUUUCUCCAUCAGCAGCUGGCAGCACAGGGAAACCUGUAACAGAGCAGCAGGUGAUAGAGAAGGUCAGGCAGAUCUCUGAUGAGAACCAACAAAGUCAUGAGAGAGAAAAGAGUCUGCAGAAGGAAUUAAGCUCCAGGCUCGUAAAGGAGAAGGAGCUGUCUGCAAACAUCGAGGUGUUCAAGGACUCCCUGCAAAAGCUCCAGGCUUGCCUGAGGAGCCCCUGCAGCAGUGCCAGCCUGCGAGGGGAGCUGGGGCAGCUGGAGCUGUUGUGCCUGGAUCCCCCUGUCUCGGCCAUCAGGACAGCAGUGGUGGACAUGGCACGUGGUCCCCUGUCCUGGCUGGAGGGUGCAGAGCAGCUCCUGGACAGCGCAGGGGUAGACCUGCACACCUCUGGCAAAGGGCUGUUGGCUGCUCUCAGGAGCUUGUUGGAAAAGAGUCAGGAGAUGGCACAGAGGAAUCAGAUGUUGCAGGAGCAAUUAGAGAAGCUCCAGGAGCUUCAGGCAGAGCUGCUGCAGGGGCACACAAAGGAGCUGGAAGCAAAACAUGAGCAAGACUUACAGAAAAAAAUCCAGCAAAUUAUCCUGGAAAAGGACAAGGAGAGCAAACAGAUUCUGGAAAGCGCUGUCACUGAGGAGAAGGAAAAAUGCAAGAAAUCUGUGGAGGAAGAACAGAGGAAGAUCCAAGAGUUGGAAAGCCAUCUAAGAAGCAUGGCUGAGGCAAACACAAAGAAGGCAGAGGAGCAGGAACUAACAGAGGGAAAACUGAGAGAAGCUUUGCAUGAGCUGAAGAAAAUUACUGCACAAGAGGCGCUGUUACAGCAGCAGGUGCUCCAGCAGAGCCAACAGCUCAGGGCUGCCCAGGAGGAAUAUGAGUUACAGAGGCAGAAACUGCAAGAAGAGGUAGCAGGAUACAGGGAGCAGAGCAGGCAGCAUUCCCUGACCAUCUUGGCUUUAGAGGACAGGCUGCUAGAGGCCACUCAGCAGCAGAAGGUGCUGGAGGAGGAAAAGACAGCACUUGUGGAAAAAAUGGAAGGACUCCAGUGUGAUGCCCACAGCUCAGCAUCAGGAGAUUGGCUGGAGAUUUGUCCUGCCUUGGAGUCUCAUGUUUGUCUGAGGAAACUGCAUGAAAAGCUGGCAGUGGUGCAGGGCAUGCUCCUGGAAAAGAAGGUAGUCAUCAGCAGGCUCAGCAGGGAGCUGUCAGAAACCAGAGCCAGGAUGUCGGACAUGAGAGGGGAGCUGAGUGAGGAGCAGAAGGUGGAGCUGGAGCACAGCCAGAGGCAGCUGAAACACCGGGAGUGGGAAGUGAACCAGCUCAGGGAGAAGCUAUCCGAGGUGUCCAGCCUUGUGGAGGAGAAGGAUCGGGCCCUGAAAGCAGCAGCUGAAGAAUUAAGCCAAGCCCAAAGGCGCUGCCAGGUGCUGAAGGAUGCUUCCCAACAAACACUGGAGAACAAAGAGGAUGCUCCCAGGACACCAGUGCAGGUGAGUGAAGCCUCCCAGAGAUGCUGGAAAAGGGAAUAACUCGCAGGUGGUGGCAGCAGCAGAUGGAGGGACUGGGGAAUUGUACAUUCUGUUCAGCGAUGGUGGCAGCCAGCAGCGUGCCAGCGAGGCCGGCGCUGCGGGGGCCGGCGUGACUCACAGCCAGCUGAUGAGCGGGCGGAGCCACCAUCAGACCUGGCUGAGCUCGGUGCGAAGUGCCAAGGCCUGAGGCACGAGGAAACGAUCCAGCGCCAAAAAGAAGGUUUGGCCGAGCUCCGGGAGAGAGUAAAGAUGCUGGAGAAGAGACAGUGCUCAGGUGCUGUGAAGAGCAAUUCAGAGCCACUGGUGGUCUGGAUGAAAGACUUACCAGAGAAAAUAGUCCAACAAAGAAGCCUUGAGCUGGAACCUGCUGCUGUGUUGGGAGAAAAACCGAAGGCUGGCAAGGCUCCUGACCAUGUUCCUAAUGGGAGCUCAUUCAGGAUCACCAACAGCACAGCGAGCUUGGAAAUGGCUGAGGCAAGAGACUUGGGUGAGAAGAUGUACCUUGAUGUAAUCGGUGCUCUGGGAAGCCUGGUGGAGAUGAAGGAGCUGUCAGGAAUGCAGCCUCUGCAGCACCUUCCUCAGGAGAAAAGGGCAGAAGUGGGACUGCAGAGACAGAAGGCCCUAGAGCUGUUGUACAGAAAGAUCAGGAACCUCCAGGUUCGCCUGGAAAGGAAAGAAGAAAUGCUGAAAGAUUAUGAGGGAAGUGUGGAGCAGCUCAGGCAGAGCCAGGCUUCCCUGCAAAGGUGCCAGGAGGAGAUGUCCACCCUGGAAGAUGAAGCCCACAGGGAGGCAGAAGAGAAGGCUCUGCUGAGAGAGGCUCUGGAGAGGAUGCAGCUCCAGCUGGACCAGGAGAAGAGGCUGCGGCAAGCGGCCAAACGGCGCAAGCCUGGAGCCACAAAGACUCUGCUCAGGCAAGCCGAAGGCCAAGGAGUGCAUGGCAGAUGCUGUCAAAUUGGGAAGCUCAUAGGAGCAGCACCACGGGGACCUUCACUAGGUGGUGGUCUGCAGUAGGAACAGUCAUCACUGCACACUCUGUGAGGGUGGAGGUGGCAUGAGGUGAGGGUGCAUUUUGAGGAGCUCCAGUUUGUAUCCCGAAGCUCCUGGGCACACUGGUGUGACUGUACAGUGCAGGACCUUAUCUUCCCAUAGUCCAUAUCCCAUAGAGUGUGGCGGGACUUAUGGCAGUGGAAAAGGUGGUGAGGAUAUAUCCAGUGUACACGUAUGUGUAUUUGUGUGUGUGAAUACAGCCUAGUGAUGUGUGAAAUCAGUUGUGGGGGGUGUGUCCUGUCCUUGCUGAAGUGGCCUCAAGCACAUGAAGCCAACAUGGCUUGAAAUAGCCCUUGUAACUCCUAUGUCCUGCAGUUUCCAUCACGUCGUGGGGAAACUGGAACAUAAGACACAAUGUAGUACAGAAUUCUGGAGUUCCUGGAACACCCCAGGAAUGCUGAACCUGCCACCUGGGAACGGGGAAGAAGAGGAUCUAUGUCAGCCAUUCCAGUACUGCAGCAGCAUGAGGACAAGCUGGGGA
Passer montanus (Eurasian tree sparrow) is the source of this 4690-nucleotide messenger RNA. RefSeq names its product forkhead-associated domain-containing protein 1-like. The record is from RefSeq and is a predicted model, not a curated record. Gene Ontology annotation, molecular function: protein binding. Lineage: Eukaryota; Metazoa; Chordata; Aves; Passeriformes; Passeridae.